Molecule: messenger RNA, 1690 nt
Organism: Macadamia integrifolia
Lineage: Eukaryota; Viridiplantae; Streptophyta; Magnoliopsida; Proteales; Proteaceae
Product: cytochrome P450 71A1-like
Exons: 2
Coding region: 29-1564 (511 amino acids)
Molecular function (GO): oxidoreductase activity, acting on paired donors, with incorporation or reduction of molecular oxygen; heme binding; monooxygenase activity
Source: RefSeq, a predicted model, not a curated record
AGAACUUUAUGGUCAUCUCUUGAAGCCAAUGGAUAUGGGAACUCUGCAGCUGCAAUGGGAAAAUUCACUACAAGGAAUCAUUUUGCAUCCCUGGUCAUUCUCUCUACUUCUCUUCUUCUCUCUUUUCCUCAUUCUUAAGUUUAGUAGAGGUUCUGCAAACCUCCCACCAUCUCCACCCAAGCUUCCAUUUAUUGGAAACAUUCACCAGUUAGGGUCACUCCCCCACCGCUCCCUUAGAUCUUUCUCUGAAAAAUAUGGGCCCCUCAUGCUUUUUCAACUAGGCCAUGUCCCAACUCUUGUUGUUUCCUCCCCUGAGAUGGCUAAAGAAAUCACAACAACCCAAGAUGUUGAGUUUGCAAAUAGGCCAGCUCUACCUGUCCCUAAGGAGCUCUGCUCUGGAGGAACUGACUUGGCCUUUUCACCCUUUGAUGAGUACUGGAAGCAGAUAAGAAAAAUUUGUGUUCAUGAUCUUUUUAGUCUCAGAAGGGUUCAAUCAUACAAGUCUAUAAGAGAAGAAGUGGUCUCUGUCAGUUUGAAGAAAAUUUUUCUUGCAUGUGAAGAGGGAACUACUGUUAAUAUAACAGAUCUGUUAUUCGCUCUAUCCAAUGACUUGAUCUGCAGGGUUGCUUUUGGUAGGGUUUACCAAAGAGAAGAUGAAAAGAAUAGCAAGCUUUGGCGUUUGGUAAGGGAGGUUUCUGCCUUAUUUGGAGAGUUGUGUGUGAAAGAUAUCUUCCCAUUAUUGGGAUGGAUGGAUACAUUAACUGGGUUAAAUGGGAGGUUGAAAAGGAUUUCCAAGGAGAUGCAUAUCAUCCUUGAUCAAGUUGUUGAAGACCAUCUCACUAAAACAAAGGAUGAUAGCCUUGACUAUGAUUUCUUAGAUCUCUUGCUCCGUGCUCAGAAGGACCCAACUCUUAGCAUUCCCCUCACUCUAGCCGAUAUUAAAGCAAUUAUUCUGGACAUGAUAAUCGGCGCAACUAAUAACCCUGCUGCUACGAUGAUAUGGGCAAUGGCAGAGCUAGUGAGGAAUCCCAAUGUGAUGAAAGAAGCACAGCAAGAGGUAAGAAGAGCUGUGGGGAAGAUAUCCAAGGUUGCAGAAGAUGAUAUUUCUCAGCUACCCUACUUAAACUUUAUUAUUAAAGAAACUAUGAGAUUAUACCCAGCAACCCCCCUAUUGCUUCCCCGGGAGUCUAGUACAGGUACCAACAUCAAAGGUUACUAUAUACCUCCUAGAACAAGAGUUUUUAUUAAUGCAUGGGCAAUUCAAAGGGACCCCAAAAAAUGGAAUGAUCCAGAGAAAUUUAUUCCAGAGAGAUUUCUUAACAGCCUAGUUGAUUUUCAAGGCCAACACUUUCAAUUCCUUCCUUUUGGUGCUGGGCGAAGGGGUUGCCCUGGGAUUUCUUUUGGAGUGGCAUCUCUUAAGUUAGUUCUUGCAAACCUCCUUUACUGGUUUGAUUGGAAGUUACCUGGGAAUGCAAAAGUGGAGGACAUAGACAUGACUGAAGCUCCUGGAACAGCAUUGCACAAGAAAACUCCUCUUAAUCUUCUCCCAAAAUCUUAUUUCUGAAGAUCAGAAGAUUAUUGGGUUUGUUCCCAUUUUAUGGAGAUAUUGUUGUGAGGAAAUAAAACUAUUUACUCAAAAUAAUGUGAAAAUGAAGACAUCUUUUCUUUGGGUAAGAUUUUAAAAGCCAAA